Molecule: messenger RNA, 306 nt
Organism: Amorphotheca resinae ATCC 22711
Lineage: Eukaryota; Fungi; Ascomycota; Leotiomycetes; Helotiales; Amorphothecaceae
Exons: 1
Coding region: 1-306 (101 amino acids)
Source: RefSeq, a predicted model, not a curated record
AUGAGUGGGCGCAGCGGAAGGGGGGGCAGCGGAAGGGUGUCACAGGCGAUAGUCGUCAAGGUCGGAAUGUUGGCUCUAUUGACUUGGGUAAAGGCAGGUCGAGUAGGUCGAAAAGUCGAGAUAGGACGAGCCUCCGACGAGGACGAGGACGAGGACGAGGAAGUUUGGAAGUCAAGCACCUACUUCCAGCCGCGCGCAUUGGUGUCCCUGGCAACCUCCCCGGCAAACUGGGGCAAUGAAGCAGCAGAUACUGUAGCUCCCCUGAGCAGGCGGCUUAAAAAAGGCACAGGGUCGUCGUUAUGGUAG